Molecule: messenger RNA, 591 nt
Organism: Staurois parvus
Lineage: Eukaryota; Metazoa; Chordata; Amphibia; Anura; Ranidae
Source: the annotation of a GenBank genome assembly
AUGCUUACUGAAUUAUUAUUUGAGCUCCAUGUUGCUGCUACACCUGACAAGCUAAAUAAGGCCAGGAAAAAAGCCCAUGACUGGUUGUCUUCAGGAAGCCUGUGCCCAGAGGAACCACCAAAGAACCUAGAGGCAGAUGGCCUGGAGGUGACAGAAAUUGUGAAAGAAGAUCCUAAAGAAAGCAGUGAAGAACCUAAAGCUGAACCACAGAAAGGCAUCACCACUGAAGAUGUAUACAUGACAUCUAUUGAAAGUCUGGCUGAAAUCACUGCUCGCUGCAUCGAACAGCUUCAUAAAGUGGCAGAAUUGAUUCUUCAUGGACAGGACAUAGAAAAGCCAGUGAAGGACCAAGCUGUAGUCUUAACAAAAUUAACUGGUGCUAUGUGUAAAGAAGUAACAUCCUUAUCAAAGAGGUUUACAGGCUGUCUGACCACUGUUGGGAGCAAGCUGAAGGCAGAAGUCUUGAAUCCUAUGAUCAACAGUAUACAGUUGGAGGGAAGUAACAGCACAACUUAUAUCCAGGAUGCUUUCCGGCUGCUGCUUCCCAUACUGCAAUUCUCCCAUAUUCAGGCAACCGCUUCUAAAGCCUAG